Molecule: messenger RNA, 1517 nt
Organism: Durio zibethinus
Lineage: Eukaryota; Viridiplantae; Streptophyta; Magnoliopsida; Malvales; Malvaceae
Molecular function (GO): protein binding
Source: RefSeq, a predicted model, not a curated record
AUCUUCUUGUACAAUGUUGAAUAAAAGAGCUAAAGCACACUCAGUUUUCUUCAUGUUCAUGUUUUUAUUACUGAUUAAUUUUAACUUGUCUCAGGGUAAUGAGGUUGAGUUACUCUUGUCCUUCAAGUCUUCAAUCAAUGAUCCGUCCGGUUUCCUCUCCAAUUGGAAUUCCUCAACGUCUUUCUGCCUAUGGCAUGGCAUCACUUGCAACAAUUUUUCUAGCGUCAAGGCAAUUGAGCUCAUUGAUAAAAACAUUACUGGAACAAUUUCCUCCUCAAUCUUUCAUUUGCCAGAGAUUGAGACCAUCAAUCUUACAACCAACCAACUCUCUGGUGAAAUUCCUUAUGAUCUGGUUUCUUCUGCUUCACUUCGAUAUCUUGAUCUUAGUCGCAAUAAAUUGACCGGUCCAACUCCAAACUGUUCAAUUUCUCUGGAAAUAUUACAUCUCUGGGAUAACCUGCUUUCUGGGAAAAUUCCACCGGAAAUUGGACUCUGCUCAAAUCUAAAAGAACUUGAUCUUGGUAGCAAUUAUUUGGUGGGGAGAAUUCCAAGCUCCAUAUCAAAUAUCACCAGUUUACAAAUCUUGACUCUUGCUGGAAAUGACUUAAUUGGCCAAAUUCCACGUGAAUUAAGCCAAAUGAAGAGCUUGAAGUGGAUUUACUUUGGUUAUAACAACCUUGCGGGCGAAAUUCCGCAAGAAUUUGGUCAUUUGGUUUCUUUGAAUCAUCUUGAUCUUGUUUACAACAAUCUCAGCGGACAAAUUCCAUCCUCGCUGGGAAACCUCAGCAAUCUUCAAUAUCUCUUCCUCUUUCAAAACAACCUAACAGGUUUUCUUCCUAGAUCCAUUUUUGGCCUCAAAAAGCUUAUUGGACUUGAUCUUAGUAAGAAUUACUUUUUUGGUGACAUCCCAGAACUCAUAAUUGAGUGGCAGAGCUUGGAGUUUCUUAAUCUUUGGGACAAUGACUUUACCGGUGAAAUUCCAAAUACUCUAGCAUCUUUGCCUCGUCUUCAAAUCCUUUCUCUUUCAAAAAACAGCUUGACUGGAGAAAUUCCUCCUUUGAUCUGCAAUGUAAGUUCCAUUGAAGUUCUGCACUUAUAUGAUAAUAACUUAAGUGGACUCGUUCCACAGUGUCUAGGGAACUUCAGCAAAAAUCUUUCAGUCUUAGAUUUGGGGAUGAAUAACUUUCAUGGAACCAUCAUUGAGACAUUUGAUGAGAAUUGUGGUUUGAGGAAUCUCAACUUAAAUAGCAAUAAAUUGGAAGGGUCGUUACCAGGAUCCUUGGCCAAUUGUAAAAAUCUAGAUUUGCUGGAUAUUGGUAACAACAAGCUAAAUGGUACGUUCCCCUAUUGGCUGUAUACUCUGCCAGAAUUACAAGUUCUUGAUUUACGGUCAAACAAAUUGCAUGGUAUCUUACAAAGUUCCAAGGCCAACCAUCCCCUUUCUAAGUUACGGAUUCUCGACCUAUCUAACAAUGAAUUCACUGGUCCUUUGCCGAAAGGCAUAAUAGAAACUUGAA